CCUAGCGUCGAGGAUGCGGUAUAUGAUAAACAUUUAAAAGAACUGCGGGAGUUAGAAAUUAAAUAUAAUUUUAUUCUUCCUGAUUCGCCAACUCAAAAAGCAGGCCAUCCUGCCAGCCCCAAAUUCCGCCCAGUGGUUCGUCAAAAUCCCAUGCUGAGUUUAGACAGUGUUGAUAACUAUGAGGAUUUAUUAAAGUUUGAUGAAAGAGUAAAAAAGAUAUUAAAAACAGAAGAGGAAAUUGAAUAUAUUUGUGAAUGGAAAAUUGAUGGACUAUCAAUUAGUUUAAUCUAUCAUAAUCAUCAGUUAGUUCAAAUCAGCACUCGCGGUAACGGAACGAUUGGUGAAGAUAUAACCUUUAAUAAAGGGUUAAUAAAAAAUGUUCCUUUUUCUUUGAAAGAAGUUGCUAAUUGUGAAGUACGGGGGGAAGUUUACAUGAAAAAGGAAGAAUUUCAUCGUUUGAAUGAGGAAUUAAAGAAGUCUGGUAAUAAAUUACUGGCUAAUCCUCGUAAUGCGGCUUCAGGUAGUUUACGAACGCUGAUUCCUUUACAAAAUAGAAGUUUACAUUUUUUUGCUUAUCAAUUAUUCAAUAGCGAUUUGUCAAGCCAAUUUUCUUGUCUACAAGAAUUAGAAAGUUUUGGAUUUUCGGUGAGUCCUGAUUAUCAAGUAUUCAAAAAUAUUGAAAAAGUGGGAAAGUUUAUUCAAAAACAAGCAAAAAAGCGGCAAAAAUUAGAUUUUGAAAGCGAUGGCAUUGUGGUUAAAGUGAAUGAUUAUGAGAAUUACGAAAAACUAGGUCAAACGAGCCGCUUUCCCCGUUGA
Messenger RNA from Paraglomus brasilianum, 816 nucleotides. The record is from the annotation of a GenBank genome assembly. Lineage: Eukaryota; Fungi; Glomeromycota; Glomeromycetes; Paraglomerales; Paraglomeraceae.